Messenger RNA from Pollicipes pollicipes, 2068 nucleotides. Its product is annotated as structural maintenance of chromosomes protein 1A. Gene Ontology annotation, biological process: sister chromatid cohesion. The record is from RefSeq and is a predicted model, not a curated record. Gene Ontology annotation, cellular component: nucleus; cohesin complex. Bases 25 to 1464 code for a protein of 479 amino acids. Lineage: Eukaryota; Metazoa; Arthropoda; Thecostraca; Pollicipedomorpha; Pollicipedidae. Gene Ontology annotation, molecular function: DNA binding. The transcript has 2 exons.
CGCAUCCACGAGAUCGAGCGCACCAUGAGGAAGCGAGACGUGGACAUACAGGAGAUCAAGGAGAACAUGAACUCGGUGGAGGACGUGGUGUUCGCCGGCUUCUGUCAGGCAAUCGGCGUGCAGAACAUCCGUCAGUACGAGGAGCGGGAGCUGCGCUCACAAACCGAGAAAGCCAAGAAACGGCUCGAGUUUGAGGAUCAAAAGAACAGGAUUACAAAUCAACUGGAGUUUGAGCGCUCGCGCGACACGGAGAACAACGUGAAACGCUGGGAGCGCUCCGUGCAGGACGAUGAAGAAGAGCUGGAGCGCUGCAAGCUCGCUGAGACAAAGCAAAUGACUGCUAUCGACAAGGACAUGCGCGAACUGGACAAGCUCAAGUCUGAAAAGCUCUCAAAAAGGCAGGAGGGUGAAGAGAAGGAAGACGAAAUCAACAAGGCGCGUAGGGAGGUGGGCACGAUUGCUAAGGAGAUGCAAGCAGUCCAGAAGCAGAUCAACACUUUGGAUGGCAAGGUGGAACAGAAGCGCAGUGAGAGACACUCAAUCCUUAAACAGUGCAAAAUGGAGGAUAUCGUCAUUCCAACAUCACGUGGAUCAUUGGACGACCUGGGGGGAGGAGACGAUGGCGAGUCUGAAGCCAUGGAACCUGGAAGCUCACAGAAUACUUCAGCCGUGAACGAAAGAGCAGCGAGGAUUGUGGUUGACUACUCCAGGCUCGAUGAGUCGUACUUCGAUCUCGACGACGAUGAGGUUCGAAAGAUCGAAAGCAAAUUGAACAAGCAGAUCAAUGAGCUAGCGUCGAUGCUGCAGAAGAUCCAGAUGCCGAACAUGCGAGCGAUGCAGAAACUUGACAUGGCGAGAGAGAAGCUGCAAGAGACCAAUGAGGAGUUCGAUUCGGCAAGGCGCAGAGCCAAAAAGUCGAAGCAGGCGUUUGAGCGGGCCAAGAAGGAGCGCAACGAUCGCUUCAUGGCCUGCUUUGAACAUGUCGCAAACGAGAUUGAUGGCAUAUACAAAGCCCUGGCACAGAACCAGUCGGCGCAGGCCUUCCUGGGUCCGGAGAACCCGGAGGAGCCUUACCUGGACGGCAUCAACUACAACUGCGUGGCGCCCGGCAAACGGUUCCAGCCCAUGUCCAACCUGUCUGGAGGGGAGAAGACGGUGGCGGCCCUGGCGCUGCUGUUCGCCAUCCACAGCUUCCAGCCGGCGCCGUUCUUCGUGCUGGACGAGAUCGACGCGGCGCUGGACAACACAAACAUCGGCAAGGUGGCCGGCUACAUUCGCAGCCAGACCGCGGCCAAGCUGCAGGUGCUCGUCAUCUCGCUGAAGGAGGAGUUCUACAGCCAUGCCGACGCGCUGAUCGGCAUCUGCCCGGACGCAGGCGAGUGUCUGGAGAGUCGCGUGCUCACGCUGCGGCUGACCGACUACCCGGACCAUCUGCAGGCGGACGAGCCGGUCGUCAGGCGCUGAGGCGCGCCUUUCCUCAGCCUGACCGCGCGGCGCGGGUGAUCGGCGCCCAGCCGGCGUCACAGUGCGGCGUGCUGAGCGGGAGUGGCCGGCGCCCUGCUGGUGUCACAGCGGGGCGUGCUGAGCGGGGGUGGCCGGCGCCCAGCCGGCGUCACAGUGCGGCGCGCUGAGCGGGAGUGGCCGGCGCCCUGCUGGCGUCACAGUGCGGCGUGUUGAGUGGGUGUGGCCGGCGCCUAGAAGGCGGCACGGUGUGGUGUUUCGGGCGGGAGCGGCCGGCGCCCAGAUCUUGACACAGCGUGACGUUUGGAGCGGGAACAGCCUGUGCCUAAAGGGCGAUAACGUGUGACGUGCACGCCGAGGGAGUUAUAUUGGUCCAGCGGCCGGUUCUAUUUGGCGCACAUGCCAAGCCUGCGCGUGACGUCACUUGCGAUUAGUUUUAAGAUCAGUUCUCACGUUCAUGGAUCCAUUGGAGUAGUUUUAGCUUACAGUGUCUUUAGAGCCAUCUGAAAUGUUUCAUUCGUGGUGGAUGUGGUGAGCUAUGACUUUGCAUAGCUGGUACGUCUUCGUAUAGUGUCCUCAUUUUUAGAAUACACGUGGCCGUAUUCCA